Molecule: messenger RNA, 2205 nt
Organism: Leptinotarsa decemlineata (Colorado potato beetle)
Lineage: Eukaryota; Metazoa; Arthropoda; Insecta; Coleoptera; Chrysomelidae
Gene: Dop2R
Product: dopamine D2-like receptor
Biological process (GO): G protein-coupled receptor signaling pathway
Cellular component (GO): plasma membrane
Molecular function (GO): dopamine neurotransmitter receptor activity, coupled via Gi/Go; G protein-coupled receptor activity
Source: RefSeq, a predicted model, not a curated record
ACACUCCGAUAUUCUUUUCGUUGGUUUGGAAAAGGUGUUAAUUUUCUCCUUAUCAAGAAUUUUCCCGAAUCGGUUGGUGACACUUUCUAUAUAUAUAGCAGUUACGCAACCAAUCAAAUACGCGAAACACAAGAAUACAAGGAGAGUGUGGCUGACGAUAGCCCUCGUUUGGGUGAUAUCUGCGGCGAUAGGCUCUCCAAUUGUAUUGGGACUGAAUAAUACUCCGGAUAGAGUAGCGGACGCUUGCCUAUUCUACAAUAGCGAUUUUUUAAUUUACUCAAGUCUUUCGUCGUUUUACAUUCCAUGUACCAUCAUGGUUUUUUUGUAUUAUAAUAUAUUCAAGGCUCUAAGGAAGAGGGCGAUGCAAUUGAAGCUCAAUAAGAAACCAUUGGCGUGCGACAUAAAACCAGGAUCAGUGAUAGAGAAUAUCUCGAAUACGCACAGGUUGGCGGAGACGACGCUAGGACCGACGCCCAUCGAGGAACAGGCGACUAACACCGGUUCGGGCUCCGGCGACGAAGACGAAGACGUAGUCGACGCCGAAUGUCACGUCAUCUCGAACGACAAGAGCACGGAGUUCAUCCUUGCGACGGUCGUGGAAGAAGCCGCAAUAUCAACUGUAGUUGCCACCCUACCUCCUCCAAUGUCCGAUCCGAAUGGCAAUAAUGACUCAGGGUACGUACAUAGUCAUCAGGAUAUAUCUGUGCUCGGGAGUCCGCGAAAGAGUCGAAAUGCAGCUAAGAAAAACGGAGCGGCUCAUGACACAGAACUCAGGUAUGAAACGAAUCGUAUCAUUUCAACGGUUUCUACAAUAGACUCAGAAAUGGAAAAACCAAUGUCAACAGGUUCUAAGAAAGAAAGGAAAGCGACAGCCGCUGCCAGAUUCACAAUUUAUAAAGUCAACAAAGCAAGUAGAAAGAAACGAGAGAAAUCGUCAGCGAAGAAGGAACGGAAAGCUACAAAAACUCUAGCUAUUGUGCUCGGCGUAUUUCUGAUAUGCUGGUUGCCGUUUUUUACCUGCAAUAUUCUAGAUGCUAUGUGCAGCAAGCUGAAUCUUCCAUGCCAGCCAGGGGUUGCUGCUUUUCUACUAACCACGUGGCUGGGGUAUAUGAAUAGUUUCGUUAAUCCAGUAAUUUAUACAAUAUUCAACCCAGAGUUCAGGAAAGCGUUCAAAAAAUUAAUGUUUCUAGGGCCUUAGUUACUUCAUUUCCACAUGUAUAUAUUUUGAAUCUCAUUUGAACUAUCUUCUUCAUCUGUUAUGCAUUUCAUGAGUUGAAAUGACUGUUUUACAUUCCAUUAUAAAAUUUCUAUUUUCAAUUCAUCGAUAACAUAUCAAAUUAAUUUUUUCAACGAACCUGAAUGUGCUGCAACGAGUCCAACUUUUGAACUUGCAUGAUAAACGAUGAACCACCUUGCCAAAAAUUACCAAAGCUUUGUUCAAAUGUGGUUGACCAUGGAUGAACCUUUGGAUUAUCACUGCCUAGUAAAGUGUAAAUUGAUUUGAAGAAAGAUGGGUUAACUGAAAUAAAAAAAUAAUUUCGAAGAACGAAUAGAAAUAAACGAUGAGUAUGAAUGUUGCAGUAUGAGAACAUUUGUUGUGUGUUGAAGAAAUAUCUUGAAAUGGAAUGAUUUCUCAAAAUGAUUUGAAAAAUAGUAAAAUGUCGAUAGUGUAUACGAACAAUAAAAAAUGAAAAUUGGAAAGAAACGAUGGUGAUGAAUAAGAAAAGUGAGCUUGGCUGAAUGUGUCCACAACAUGUACGCAGCUUCUUCAAAUUUCUUUUCGAACCAGUGUUUCCCCUUUGAGAAGAGUACUGAGUGUAAGGCUUUUUUGCCUUGAAAGGAUCUUGUUGUCGACUGUUAUAUCAACUCGUUGAAGUUACCACUUUGUUGAAAGUCUUUCCUGAUAUGACCCAGAUUUUUGUCGACAUUGCUGUUCGUGUUAUCGAGACUGAAUGCACGAUCAUCUGUGGUUUCAACGAUUCAACUCCAUGAAGAUUGGUGGUGGUUGUAUUCUUAAUACAGCUACUGUUCCGUGAGAGUUUAUGUUUUAUUUACACUUGUUUUUGAUUCUUCACCGUCUAGAAACGGCAAUUCAUCAUAAAUGUUUCCCUCAAUCAUAAGUAGUUUGCAAGUUUUCGCAUCGUGAGCUCAUUUACUAAUCAUCAUUUUUGUUGAUUCUAUGUUAUUUUCCCACUUUGAUUAGCA